AUGCAAAUAACACCUAAAGCAUUAACCGCUUUACAGAAACUAUUAUCUGUUAAUUCACCAAUUAAGCCACAUGAAAUGCGCAAUCAAGAGCACUCAGAUUCUAAAAGCAAUUAGAAAUCUCAGCAAUGCAUGAGCAAUGCUUAAAAAGAUGUCAUCAACAAUAGGCUAAAAUAAAAAAUUCCUAGUCCAUCAAAAGGAAUUGAGUCUCUUUUAAGACAUAGUAUAAAUAAAGCCUCAUUAAAUGCUAAACCUUAAGGGAAUGUGAAAAAUGAUUUAAUUCAUGUUUUAAAACAAAAUCAAAAUGUAAAAGAAAAUACCAUAAAAAGAAAUGGAAAUUCAUUAAAUUAGCUGCUUUAACCUUAAAUAAAUGUAGCUUAAAAGGAGUAAAGUGCAUAAGUUGAUUAUAAAAAGAAAAGACCUCCUCAAUUAGGUGAUUUUAUAUAAGAAGAUGAUUAUGCUAAAGAAAAACAUGUUAUGACAUCAAAAAGUCUUUAAAAGAGUCCCAAUUAUAUGAGUAAAAUUGCAUCAGGCUUUUUUACAAGUACUCAUUCUAAACAGACUCAUAUGAAUUCCUAAGAUAAUAUAUACAAUAAAAAAGCCAUAAAAAAUAAUGGUACUGCUCGAAAUCAAGAUGAAAAACAUGUAAAAAAAGUUAAAGAUAAUAAAGUACAUUCUGCUGAAAACAAAAGAAUGUCACUUUCAAAAUAACAUAAUUAAAAUCUUCUCUAAGAAUUAUAUUUAAAAACCUCUAAAAUCUUGAACUCUUAUUAAACAAAAGAAGCACUUUGGAAAUAAGAAAAGAAUAGUUUAAAAGAGGAAGUUAAAUUUUUAAAAUAGUUAUUAUAAUAAUAACAAGAAGAAUCUAAUUAAAAAUAUCAAAAAUGA
Messenger RNA from Paramecium tetraurelia, 885 nucleotides. RefSeq lists its product as uncharacterized. Lineage: Eukaryota; Ciliophora; Oligohymenophorea; Peniculida; Parameciidae. The transcript is spliced from 4 exons. The record is from RefSeq and is a predicted model, not a curated record.